This is a messenger RNA of Hydractinia symbiolongicarpus, 1311 nucleotides long. RefSeq lists its product as uncharacterized. The coding region runs from base 281 to 1159 and encodes 292 amino acids. The transcript is spliced from 7 exons. The record is from RefSeq and is a predicted model, not a curated record. Lineage: Eukaryota; Metazoa; Cnidaria; Hydrozoa; Anthoathecata; Hydractiniidae.
UUUCUCCCCAAAAGUUAUUAUGUAGGCUGUUUCUCUAAUAGAUUUUAAACUUCAGAUUAAAAAGUUAGGAUCUUAAGUUGAUUCUCUUUACAGAAAGUAAUCUACAACUUGUCUGUUUUUAGGAUUGAGUAACGUAGUUCAAGUCGAUCAUAUUGCACCUGGAAUCGAUUUGAAAUGGAAGGAACAACAGAUUCGCAACGAUGGAAGUCAUCGUUCAAACACAACUGAGAAUGCAGUUGUAUUCAGUUAUACCUUUGCAACAGUAGUAGCUGCAGCAAAGAUGGAAACAAAAGGAGCGCCAACAACAGCAUUAGCAAAGAUUUUUACCAACUAUUUGAAUGAAGAUAGCAUUUGUGAAGAUGGAAAUUUAUGGAUGAAGAUUACUCAUCACAAUAACCAACUCUACUGGAACAAGAUUGUAUGGAAUACUGGACCUGAUUUUCAUUCCAAUGGCCCUAACACAGAGAAUAGAUCAAAACCAACAAAAAAAAGAAUUAAAGAUGAUGUCAAGUUGGAUUGUAAAGAAGAAAAAGGAAUAAUGGUGUAUAUUGGUAACGUUAAAGGAUGGCGAGAAAGUGUACGAGAGAAAAUUAAAAUCCUGAUCAAGCUAUGUAAAUUGUUUUUAAAGUCAAUGGAAAGCAUAUUUGAAAACCUCUUAAACAUGCACGUACCAAAACCGAUCCAGUACAGAAUUAAGCAUUUGUUCUUAGUUGUAAGAUAUGAGGUUGGUGAAUUGACAUGGCGAGAUUUAUUGAUAUUUGGUGUGAUGUUGUUGAUGACCUGCAGUAACAAGAACGCACAAAUACAAUGUACAGAAAUAGCAGAUGACAUAGUUGGAGAUGUAGAUAGGAUAUCUUUGGGUUUAUAUGCUGCUAAUGAACGACAAAAUGACCAGUUGAAACAUAUAAGAGACAAAUAUACACAAAAAACAAGAAGAUCUAGCAAUUUAAAGUACACGCAGUUGGACAAAGUAACGUCUGUCACCAAGCAAGCUUUGAAACUGAGCAAAAUGAGAAAACCUCCGAUAAUGAUAGUGCCAAACUAUCAGUUUAAUUUACCAAAUUUCGCUCCACCAAAUGUAAACAGGAAUGACAUGUUCGGAGGUUUUAACAACCACUGCAAGAAUACUGCAGGUAACGCCCAACCAAAUUCCUGCUAAAUAUAGAAGAACGCGUAAAUGUCAGGUCAGAUGGUUUCCAUCUGCUACUGUUAACCAGUAAACAGUACAACCUGUGUCUGGAGGACAACUCUUCCAAAGUAUUAAAGAAGAGUAUAGAAAAAAAAAAAAAUUAAAUAGAUAUAUUACCAAUU